Molecule: messenger RNA, 1603 nt
Organism: Pseudophryne corroboree (corroboree frog)
Lineage: Eukaryota; Metazoa; Chordata; Amphibia; Anura; Myobatrachidae
Gene: ISL2
Product: ISL LIM homeobox 2
Exons: 6
Coding region: 58-1152 (364 amino acids)
Biological process (GO): axonogenesis; positive regulation of transcription by RNA polymerase II; neuron fate specification
Cellular component (GO): nucleus
Molecular function (GO): cis-regulatory region sequence-specific DNA binding; DNA-binding transcription factor activity, RNA polymerase II-specific
Source: RefSeq, a predicted model, not a curated record
AGCAGGGUCCUGCAGCUCUGGCUCCCUGUCCUGCCUCCAGCACCAGACUGCAGCUGUAUGGUGGAGCUCAUCUUCACUUAUCCUUUCCUGGCUGCUAUGGGGGAUCAUCCCAAAAAGAAGCCCGGCCUGGCUGUGUGUGUGGGCUGCGGGAGUCACAUCCUAGACCAGUACAUCCUGCGGGUAUCCCCGGACCUGGAGUGGCAUGCCGCCUGCCUGAAGUGCGCCGAGUGCUGCCAGUACCUGGACGAGACCUGCACCUGCUUUGUCAGGGAUGGGAAGACUUACUGCAAGAGAGACUACAUCAGGUUGUUCAGCACUCGGUGCCCCCGAUGCCAGGGCACCUUGCCCCGCUCAGAGCUGGUAAUGAGGGUUGGGGAGCGAGUCUAUCACACUGAUUGCUUCCGAUGUUCAAUCUGUAGUCGACGGCUGCUUCCAGGAGAGGAGAUAAGCCUUAGAGACCAGGAAUUAUUGUGUGGGGCCGACCAUAACAUUCCAGGUAUAAAUGGCUCAGCAUGUCUCUCCGCAUUUCCUCACAACCCAUGUGCUUGGUUAUUUUUCUCAUAUUCUCUUUUUGCCUUUGUUCCAGAGUCUGGCAGGUCCUCCUCACUACGGUCUCACAUCCACAAGCAGACAGAGAAGACAACAAGGGUGCGGACAGUACUGAAUGAGAAGCAGUUGCACACAUUACGGACAUGCUACGCAGCCAACCCCCGACCAGAUGCCUUGAUGAAGGAACAGCUUGUGGAGAUGACUGGGCUCAGCCCUAGGGUGAUCCGUGUCUGGUUUCAGAAUAAACGCUGUAAAGACAAGAAGAAAUCAAUUCUCAUGAAACAAAUUCAACAACAACAGCAAAUGAAUGACAAGACUAGCCUGCAAGGGUUGACAGGGACGCCACUUGUUGCGGGUAGCCCCAUACGCCAUGACAGUGCUGUACAGGGCAGUGCAGUAGAGGUACAGACGUAUCAGCCUCCCUGGAAAGCACUCAGUGAUUUUGCAUUGCAGAGCGACUUGGAGCAACCUGCAUUUCAGCAGUUGGUAUCUUUCUCAGAAUCAGGAUCUCUGGGUAACUCAUCAGGGAGCGAUGUCACCUCUUUGUCUUCUCAACUUCCUGACACCCCCAACAGCAUGAUCCCCAGUCCGGUGGAAACGUGAGGUCUUGAAUUUGGAACUGAACAGCAUGGACCCUGCAUGAACCCCCUAACACUCCAGAGAACAAACCCCAAGCACUCCUACAGCAGGAACCUCAUCCCCAUCACUGGGGCUAUUCAUCAGUCUGGAACUCUGCACAUAACUGACUUUUUACUGGGAUUUGGGAAGAAAACAGGAAUUUAUGGUUCUUUUUUGAACUGGUCUCACCCACAACUCAUCUCAGAGGAGGAUGACUGAUCUGGCGAUGGUUUGGUCCUUAACUAGGGUAAGAGUCUUCUGCUUUGCAGUAAUCUACUGGCUGAGACUCUGUCUUUUUACCUGAAGUCAUGGGAUAUAGAAAUAUUUAUAUAUCAAAUGCUGAGACAUUUGGCGAACACGGUAAUUUAUCUUGUGGAUCGAGGACUUUAUUAUCGAACAAAAAGUAAGUUAUUCAUAUUUAUUGUCAAAAACGCUG